UUUCACGCAGGCUUGGCAGAGGCAUAUUAUUUUCAAAAUGAAGUCAUCGUGCCAUUUCUCAAUUACAAUGGGGCAAAGAGAUCCCACUGUUCGACUACAGCGCACAAACAACCAAUCAAUAGACAAGAUACUUCACUAAGAUUGAAACAAUUAAGAUCAGAAAUGACUAGGGUUGCUUCUAUCCAAGGACCACCUCUUAAUGGAUACAUCGUCACCUCCGAUGACGCACAUCAGAGCGAUUCCCUGGAUCCCCGUGAUAUGAGGAGAGAAUUCAUCACUGGAUUCUACGGCAGCGCAGGAGAGGCUGUCAUCACUUCGGACAAGGCCGUGUUUUGGACGGAUGGAAGGUAUUAUAUUCAAGCGGACCAUCAACUUGAUUGCAAUUGGAUUCUCAUGAAACGCGGUAGAGCAGAAGUCCCAUCUAUAACAGAAUGGUUAAUGCACGAGUUUCGCAGUCAAAGUUCCGUGCGUAUUGGCGCCGAUCCAACGCUUGUAUCUGCCAUCGAUUGGGAAACCUGGGAAGAUGAAUUAGCGAAUUCGUCCAUAAGAUUGGUUCCUGUCCGUAACAACCUGGUGGACUUGAUCUGGCAGGUCGAUCGACCGAAUUACAAUCCGCAUCCAGCGUAUCCGUUGCCGGACAAAUAUUCAGGGAAAGCUUGGCAAGACAAGGUCCAGUUGAUUCGUAUCGACAUGGUGUUAUAUAAGGCCGACGCAUUAGUUCUUACAGCUCUCGACGAAAUAGCCUGGCUGUUUAAUAUUCGCGGAUACGAUUUGCCAAACACACCUGUCCUCAGGGCGUAUGCGGUUGUUACUCAUGAAUCGAUACAUUUGUACACACCGCGACACAAGAUUUUAAGAUCAGUGGACGAACAUUUGAAGAUGGACCUUUGUUCCCAUGCAAAUUGCGUGAAAUGGCAUAAUUACACUUCUAUUUGGUACGACUUACGAACAAUGUCCCAAGCUUGGAAUUUAGUAUGGUUGCCGAUACGAUGUGCUUACAGUCCAGGUGCCUCCAUGGAAAUAUUUAACUCUAUCCCGCUGGAGAAACGAUUGCCAAAACCGUCACCGGUGUUAAGUUUACGAGCACAAAAGAACGAGAUCGAGGCGGAGGGGAUGAGGAGGUCCCACUUAAGAGACGCAGUGGCGAUGUGCGAUUUCUUAGCAUACAUGGAGGAACAAUAUACAUUGAAUUCGAAUGGGUGGGACGAGAUGCAAGUAGCUAGACUGGCGAACGAGUUUCGUUACGAACAGGACAAGAAUAAAGGUAUCUCGUUCCCUACGAUCGCUGGAUACGGACCUCAUGCCGCUAUUCCCCAUUACGAACCUAACAAUCUAACGAAUAUCAAAAUUGGACAAGCGUCCACCCUGGUUGUGGACUCAGGAGGACAAUAUUUAGAUGGCACUACAGAUGUCACAAGAACGCUGCAUUUUGGUACGCCAACGGAAGAACAAAAGAAAGCAUACACAAGAGUGUUAAUCGGAGCAAUACAACUGUCUUCUUUGAUCUUUCCAAGCAGUUUGAAAUCCAACCAGUUGGACAUCGUUGCAAGAGCACCAUUAUGGAACGUUGGUUACGACUACUUGCACGGGACUGGCCAUGGGAUCGGUCACUUUUUGUCUGUCCACGAAUCACCUAUUGGUGUAUCAUACGGACAGCCCGUAUCAUCGGAUAAAGUUUGUGGACCUGUUGAAUUAAGACCAGGAUUCUUUUUAUCAAACGAACCUGGUUACUACAAAGAAGGCGAUUUCGGCGUUCGCUUGGAAAACAUCCUUGAAACGAUGGAAGCAGGCAAAUCAAAAACAGAAAUUUUUUUGAAAUUCAGGGACGUCACGUUAGUUCCAUAUGAACCAAAGUUGAUUGACUACGAUAUGUUAAAUCCAUCACACAUAUGAUGGUUAAAUAAUUACAAUCGCCGAAUUAGGUAUGAAGUAGGUCCAGAAUUAAAGAAAAGACUAAAAAUGGAUGCUUUCAAUCGGAUGUUGAAGAAAACUGCAACAAUUCCAGAAGUAAGACCAGUCGACGAAGGAUUGCUUUUUGGCCGUUCUCAUUCGACACCUUCUACAUUCAAACAAUUCAAUGUAUUAGUUUACUUUACUUUCCUGUAUCACAUUCUAUUCAAUUUUUCAAAUGUAUGGAGUUAAUUAAGGUAUGUUCAAAAGGAGAAUGAGCAAAUAUAGUAUGAUUUAAAAUUAAUUUAUGUCAUGAGCAAGCAGUUUCGAAAACUGUGCUUAAAGUAGCGUUAUUUUAAUAUAUGUAUAUUAAAGUUACUAUUUUUAUACGUUACUGCCAAUUCUAAAUAUACAGAUGUUGCAAUUAUAACAUGAUAGUAUUAUUAUAAUAUGAUGGUAUUGCUAAAAAAUAAAAACCAUUAGAAAUAUUAGAAAAAAUUUUUGCACAUAGAAAAUCUGCUAUAUAAAUAAAUAUAUAAAAAUAUUUAUAGACUUAUAUUUUGUAAAUAUAUGUAAUUUAUUGUAUGUAUAAAGAACAGGGAUGUUAUCGUAAAUUGUAUUUUACUUACCGAUAAGCAAGCAAUUUUUUAGAAAUAAGCUCCAGUUAUUUUAGAGAAUAAAGAAAGUAAAGAAAAAACAA
Messenger RNA from Bombus pascuorum, 2590 nucleotides. RefSeq names its product xaa-Pro aminopeptidase 1-like. The coding region runs from base 163 to 1893 and encodes 576 amino acids. The record is from RefSeq and is a predicted model, not a curated record. Lineage: Eukaryota; Metazoa; Arthropoda; Insecta; Hymenoptera; Apidae. Gene Ontology annotation, molecular function: metalloaminopeptidase activity. The transcript is spliced from 11 exons.